Molecule: messenger RNA, 784 nt
Organism: Candoia aspera
Lineage: Eukaryota; Metazoa; Chordata; Lepidosauria; Squamata; Candoiidae
Gene: MRPS24
Product: mitochondrial ribosomal protein S24
Exons: 4
Coding region: 30-545 (171 amino acids)
Biological process (GO): translation
Cellular component (GO): mitochondrion
Source: RefSeq, a predicted model, not a curated record
CGAGACUUCGGCGGCUGCACUCUGGGGCCAUGGCGGCGGCGGCGGCGGCGAGGCGGAGGGCCGCGGAGGCCUCCACGCGGGCUCUGAAGGGCGCCUACGGGCUCCUCGGCGCGGGGCGCGGGUUCCGGAGCAGCGCCGCCUCGGGCAAGAGCCACGCGGCCCGCGUCCGCCCUCGGAAAGGAAACCAGCCGGUGACGUACGAAGCGGCCCACCCGCCCCACUUCAUCGCCCAGCGCAAGGGGUGGCUCUCCCAGCACACCGGUAACCUGAAUGGUGAGAAUGAGGCAGCUGAGCGCACGCUGGAGGAUGUCUUCAUCCGCAAGUUCAUCUUUGGCACCUUUCAUGGCUGUCUGGCUGAUGAAAUUGUGCUGAAGCGUCGGGCCAACACUUUGAUAAUCUGUGCCAUUCUAAUGCAGAAUCUCCCACCACAUAAGAUUUACUUCCUGGUUGGCUACACUGAGGUGCUGCUUUCCUCCUUCUACAAGUGUCCUGUUAAGAUGGAGGUGCAGACCAUACCCGAGAAGUUAAUUUACAAGUAUCUCUAGUCCUGGCUGAGCCCACCAUAGAAAGAUGUUCCUGACUCCUGGCUGAUACUCCUUCACACAAGACCCAGUGGGAUUUUUGCUCCUUGCAUCCUUGAACAGACUGUUUUCUAGCCACUGACUCUUCCUUCAGAGACUGGAAAUAGAUGGCAGCACCCAGGGAGAAAGAAAUCUUGGCUGUUUCUGGAAAUGAGUUUGUGUGGUGUUGCUGAAAUCCAAACAAGGAAUAUUUGUCCCCUAUU